CCCCCGCGCGCAGCGGUCCGCAUCCUGAACCGGAGUUUGCUCUGCCGCGCGUGCAGAGGGGAGAAGAGCGCAGCCGCGUCACCAUGUCGCCUUCAGCCUGAACUUUCUUUCCUCUUCCCCAGGAGUUUUGAUUCCCAGACUGAUCCAGUUUUCUUUCCUCCGUGAUGCCCGCCGGGAUGUUUAGCAUCGACAGCAUCCUGUCCGGACGGCCGAGCUGUAAGGAGCCGCUGCUGCUGCACCGGAGCGGCCCGGUGGUGCUGCCCGCCGGCCUCACGGACACCAUCUACACCGACUACAGCGGACUGUACUCGGCCGCCCGCGGACCGUCCCCGCCGGGGGUCCACGCUGUGAGCGGGGCGAGGAUCGGAUAUAAUGGCUAUUACUACGGACAGCUGCAGGUCCAGGGUCCCGGAGGAGGUCCGACGUGCUGCAGCGGCGUGCCCGGCCUCAGCCCGCAGCAGUGCCCCUGCUUCCCCGCAGGCUACGACAGUCCGGCCUCGGUGCUCCUGUCCCCGGUUCCUCACCACAUGAUGUCCUAUAUGAACAUGGGCAGCCUGUCUCGGACCGAGCUGCAGCUCCUCAACCAGCUGCACUGCCGCAGGAAGCGCAGGCAUCGAACUAUCUUCACCGACGAGCAGCUGGAAGCUCUUGAGGGCCUCUUCCAGGAGACCAAGUACCCGGACGUGGGGACGCGGGAGCAGCUGGCCCGGAAAGUCCACCUGCGGGAGGAGAAGGUCGAGGUGUGGUUUAAGAACCGGCGCGCCAAGUGGAGGCGGCAGAAGCGCUCCUCCUCGGAGGAGUCGGAGAACUCUCAGAAAUGGAGCAAAAAAGCAGAGAAAACGGACGGGACUAAAAGCGACGCGGAGUCCGACAGCUGAUGGAGAUGGGGGCGCGCACCGCGGCCACGUGACGUUCUGUUGCACAGGUGUACAUACGGUUUUAUUAUUGACUGUCUCUGUGACGCCUAUUUAUAUUUAAUUUAAAACUCUUUCUAUGUGGUGUGUGAAGCGCGCGCACGCACGGUUCGCCACGUGACAGUCUGUGGACGUUAAUUGUUGGUCCAGGUGCAGCUUCGCGGCGCAUGCGCUAAUGUGUAAUUGAUUAGAAACAAAGGUAAAGUGUCGCGGAAGAAGGUCGCUCUGUGUGGCUUCAGUUUGUGACGCGCGCACAUGCCAGGCGCGCUCACAGCGUUGAUCUUCUGAGCGUCAGUCUGGGUUUUGGACCUUACUGCAGAUCAAAUGUUAUUUCAAAGCUGUUUGGGUUUCAGAAGAAUUCUGACAAUUUUCUUAUAGCGAAUUAAAAUGCCACGGUGUUGGAACAAAAAUUUAUUCUAUCUGCAAAAUAAGAAACGGUUAUGCUAAGAAAUUAAAUUUACAGGAAAAGAAACUGCAGAAGAGAAAACUCAGCUAAAGCUGGUUUGUUUUUUGGGAUGAAAAUAAUGAUUUUCUUUAUUUAUCUGGUCUUGUAAAUAUGAUAAUUAUAAUAAAUCUUAUUUAAUCUCUCAAAUAGAAUGUAAAAUAAUUUCUGUCAAAUCAAAUCCCUGCACAUCAGUUUCCAGAAGUUAAAACUUGGUUUUCUCAAAAGCAUUAGUCAAAUGUUGGUAAAGUCCUUAAAACAUAACGCUGUAAGUAGACAUGAAUGUGUCAUUGUAUCUGUGAAAGACGUGAAUAAAUAUGUUUUUAUGUAAAUAUGAAAUUAAGAGGUUAGAGACGAACCUCUGUGAGGUACUGAGCAAUUUGAAGGCAAAAUGAACCAAAACUGGAACAGAAAAUCAUUUUUUAUUUGCUCAGCAACACAAACUGAAACAAAAUCAGGUAAAACUCUGACAUCAAAUAAUUUGUCUUUGCAGGUUGAUAUUUGUGUCAAAACGUUCAGCAUUAUAACAAAUAUGAAGAAGGAGCUAAAUUUAAUCUGAAUAAAAAUUAUAAGCGGCA
Messenger RNA from Fundulus heteroclitus (mummichog), 1934 nucleotides. RefSeq names its product goosecoid (gene gsc). The transcript is spliced from 3 exons. Bases 165 to 878 code for a protein of 237 amino acids. Lineage: Eukaryota; Metazoa; Chordata; Actinopteri; Cyprinodontiformes; Fundulidae. The record is from RefSeq and is a predicted model, not a curated record. Gene Ontology annotation, cellular component: nucleus. Gene Ontology annotation, molecular function: DNA-binding transcription factor activity, RNA polymerase II-specific; RNA polymerase II cis-regulatory region sequence-specific DNA binding. Gene Ontology annotation, biological process: regulation of transcription by RNA polymerase II.